Lentinula edodes (shiitake mushroom) is the source of this 858-nucleotide messenger RNA. RefSeq lists its product as uncharacterized. NCBI's taxonomy places the organism in Eukaryota, Fungi, Basidiomycota, Agaricomycetes, Agaricales, Omphalotaceae. The transcript is spliced from 7 exons. Bases 1 to 858 code for a protein of 285 amino acids. The record is from RefSeq and is a predicted model, not a curated record.
AUGAUUUACGCUGCGACAAACUUGUUUCAUACGCAAAUCACCGAAACAGGAAGACGGAACAUACGGGUAGGAGACGAGGAAGCAACUGAAUGCAUUCGUUCUCAGAACAUUGUUAAGGAAGGCUUCAAUGCGACGUGUCAAGAGGAGCGUGACUCCAAUACGUCUAAAAACGAAUUUGCGACAGCGCUGACUAUCGGAAAUACGACGCAAAAAUCUACAUCAACUAAUGAUAACCACCUAGACAACUCCUUGCUGUCCAUAUUUAAUUCACAUGUUGUUCAUGAUACCGUCCCGAAUUACGAGCAACUACGAACAAUAAACUCUGAUGAGACUCGCACCAACAUCGGUAUUGAAGAAGCUUAUACACAAUCAAAACUUCGACCCUGGACGAAAGACAACAAUUCAUCAGGAAACAAUCAACGAAAUCUGCUCUGUGAAUUUAAAUCGACAUGUCCAUACGGUAUCAACCACGUUACCUAUUCACCCGGUAGUAGCAACUUGAACAAGAAAAGCACUAGUCAACAGAUGAAUUCCGCUGAAACAUUUGUACUCAAACCGAUUUCUGACGAAGAUGAACCUUCACCGUCAAAAAAACAUAACACAGAGUUCCUCAAUCAAUUUCAGACCCGCUCCGAUAUCGUCAAUGCACAGGCUGAAUACCAUCAUGAAAACGUAUCAACGACCUUUGAUGGGUACAAAUACUUCAACACUAUCGCACCAAGUACAUGUCUCAUUGAUCCACAAACCGAACGUGCUCAGGAACGUUAUACUUUACCGUAUGACACUGGGCAUCACAAAAACGUACGACAAAUCAUCGUGAUUAACAUCACAUUUAAUUCAGUGUUGAUUGCAGACUGA